Molecule: messenger RNA, 354 nt
Organism: Leptosia nina
Lineage: Eukaryota; Metazoa; Arthropoda; Insecta; Lepidoptera; Pieridae
Source: the annotation of a GenBank genome assembly
AUGAGUAGUCAAAUGUCGGCUAUAGAUCUUUUAAAACUUGGGGAUGAAGAUAGAAAAAAACCCUUUCUAAAUCAGUAUUGGUCGUAUAUUGUGGGUGUUGCUUUUGGCCUCGGUACAGGGAUCUAUAUGAAUUUUGGUACUCGCCGACCUGUCAUGAGUGGAAUUCAAAAACAUGUAAUUGCUAGUGCUGGCUGGUGUGCUAUCCUAUCAUAUGUUCAUAAGAUGAGAGAUGAUUAUUUGGCUGAGAAAGACGCAGUUUAUAGACAUUAUAUUGAGUUACACCCUGAAGAUUUCCCAGUUCCAGAGAGGAAGAAAAUAGGCGACCUAUUUGAACCUUGGGUGCCUGUAAGAUAA